This is a messenger RNA of Vombatus ursinus (common wombat), 5321 nucleotides long. It is a transcript of the gene FBF1, whose product is annotated as Fas binding factor 1. The transcript is spliced from 32 exons. The record is from RefSeq and is a predicted model, not a curated record. Gene Ontology annotation, cellular component: ciliary basal body; centriole; ciliary transition fiber. The coding region runs from base 593 to 4072 and encodes 1159 amino acids. Gene Ontology annotation, biological process: cilium assembly; establishment of epithelial cell polarity. NCBI's taxonomy places the organism in Eukaryota, Metazoa, Chordata, Mammalia, Diprotodontia, Vombatidae.
GAAGUUAGUUACCGAGGACCUUGGCUGCCGCGGUAGAGGCCAGCACCCUCUGAGGAGUCGCGGCCCGCCAGGACCGGUGAAUGGUCAGCCUGGACGCCAGUGGAGCUGUGAUGUCAUCGAUGUGGGUAGUCCCUCCAACGGGGCAGAUAGCCGCCCUUGUACACCUCAUGCCAUUCUAGUCCAUGCAUGCCACAAAGCCUCCGAAAAAAGAUCCACCCAGUGAGCCAGAGGCCUUUCUCUAAGUCUUUUUGCAUCACUCAAUUUAUCCCUUAUUCCGAAUUGUUGAUGAAAUAAGGAAUAAAUGAAUGAAUAAAUAAGGCAAACCAAUCCUUAAAGAUACACAGAUGAACCCAAGCAGCCACAUCUGAUGGGAGAAGAGAUGUUGAAGGUCCCAGACAACAGAUAAUGAAACAUACUUCCCUCCACUCAAUAUAGAGGGAGGCCACAGAGAUAUCACGUCCAAGGAGGAGUAUGGUCUGUGAUACCAGACAUCCUCCCUUCAUGGGAGAUUAAACAUGAUGUGGUCACAGACCUAACCACCUGAACUGUGUAACAAAAAGACCCUGUUGACAGGAGUCCCAGGAGCCCUGAGAUGGCCACAAAAAUGAAGAAAGGCCUGAAAAGCUCGAUUGAUGAUAUGCUUGGUGACCUUUUGGAUGAUGACACUAUACAACCUGAGAAGCCCCUCCAACAAGUUGCAAAUACCAGGGAUAUCCUAGGAUCAUCUCAGGGCUUUUCUUCGAGGGCCAGAAAAAAGUCCAUUCUGGAAGAUGACUUCUUCAACACCAUGGCAGCCCAGGCAGGUGCAGAUGCUGAGUUUUCUGAUAUCUCAGAUGCAGACCCACAGGCUUUGCUACAGUCUCUGAAGGAUAUGGAUGACAUGGAUGCUGAUCUCUUAGGCCUGAAGAAGUCUAACCUAACUAGUAAUAAGACAGCUGCAAAAGGUUCCGGAAAAGAGGAGUUUCCUGGUGAUUUCUCUAGAUCUACAGGAAAACUAAUAGCCAAUGAGAGAGGAGAGAACACUUCCACCAAGAAGCCUGUGCCUUUGACUGGGAGCGCCGGGCGCCCAUACAAGAAGUUUUCCUUUGAUGAUUUGGAGGACCCCUUGGCAGGGCUUCUCUCUGAUGAAGAGGAAAGAACUGCCAAGAAGCCACCUGUGAAUGAGAGUACAACAGUCCCUGAGAAGAGCACUACCAUAGUUAAAAAUCAAGGUACCUCUCUUUCUUCAACUCCUGGUGACACUCCCAUUCAAAAGAAGGAGGAGUUGAAGUUUGAUGAUGGGGAUGACCUCAUGGCCACCCUUGGGUUUGGAGACAGUCCGAAGGCAGAGCGGAAGCAGGAAAAGGGCGUCCAGGAUGGGCCCCGUCCUGCUCGAACUAAACUGGAUGAGCUACUGGGACGAGGAACUGCCUCCAAACUCCUGGAGAGACCAAGCACUGGGGAGCUCCGGGAGUUCAGGCUGGAUAAGAAGUACCAAAAACAGCCUGACAAAGAAGAUCCCUGGGGAGAUGAUGACUUUGCCUUUGGAGCCUACCAGCCCACAGUGGCUUCCUCCUCUGAGAGCCGACAGUCCCGCCGGCAGUCUGUCAGCAGGUUCUCAGCAGAGAGUCUCACCAAUCCCAAGGGAGAGCAAUGCUCCAAACAGAGUACACCAGCCACAGCCAGCCCUGCUCAUACUGGGAAGGGAGGAGCUGACUGGUUGGGCCUCAAGGAUGAGGACUUUGACAUGCUCCCUCCAUCUCCCUCCAAAGUAUCCAGCAGAGCUGGCUCAGCAGUGGCUACACCUUCAGGACCUAGUCCUGCAGCCCGGCACUCUGCUCCGGCUAGUCUGCCUGGAUCGGGAAUGAAGCCAUCUGCCAAUGCUACAACUCUCCCAUGCAAACCCAGCCUGUCUCCCAGUCGAGGAACAUCAGAGGAAAAACCAGAGGAGGAUUGGCUAAGCCAUGCCUUGUCUCGGAAAAAAUCUCAGAAUUUAGCUAAAGAGGAGCAGUCUGGGACUUCUAAAGGCCUGAGCCCUACCAAAACAUCAGAUCUUCUCUUCGUCAGUCAACCUGUUGCAGGUACUCAAGGACCCGAGCAAACAGCUGCCAGAGGAGCCCCAGGGACAGAACUGGAAGAUGCACCUGCCUGUCCCAGGGGCAGUGGGGUUCCCCAGAGUGAUGCCCACCCCAAGACACCGGCUACCCUUGUACUUCCUGCAGCUGAACCGAAGAGAGACGCUCUUCCUGGAGAAGGUGCUAGCACUAACCUUGCAGUUUGUUUCCGGAGAUCCCAAGAACUAACAGGGACUUCCAUGCCCGUACAGGGCCUACUUCCAGAGAGCUUGGCCCUGAGUUUGCUGCCAGGAGGAGAGUAUCAGAAGAGGAUCCUGGCUGCGCAGGCCCAGCUGCAAUGUGGCACAGCAGAACUUCAAGAGGAGCUGUUAAAAAGUCAGGCCCGACAGGCAGAACUGGAGACCCAGGUACGGAAGCUGGAGCUAGAGAAAACUCAGCAGCACAUCUUGCUUGAAAGUUUACAACAACGGCACCAGGCAGACUUGGAGCUCAUUGAGAGUGCACAUAGGAGCCGGAUCAAGGUGCUGGAGACAUCGUACCAGCAGCGAGAAGAGCGACUGCAGAGGGAGAACGAGCAGCUGACGGCUCAGUAUCUGUCUCACUGCCAGGAAGCCGAGAAGGCCCGAACUGAGCUUCAGGCACAACAUCAGCGACGCCUUGCUGCUGCCGAGCAGGAGAAGGACCAGGAGAUGGAGAGGCUCCAGAGCUUGCAGAGGGCAUCCAUCCUAGAGAUACGAAAAGACCACGAGGAGCAGCUACAAAGAUUGAAGCGACUGAAAGACCGGGAGAUUGAUGCCGUUACAAGUGCUACUUCCCAUACCCGGUCCCUCAAUGGGGUUAUUGAACAAAUGGAGAAGUUUUCCUUCAGCCUUAAUGAGCUCUCGUCUCGUGUGGAAGCCACUCACCAUACCAACUCCCAAGAGCUAGAGAUAGGGGCCCGUCAGCGUGAUAAGCAACUCCAAGCUCUGCAGGAAAGGUUGACUCUGCAGCAGCGGGACAUGGAAGGUGAGAGGAACAGACUACAUGAGAUCAUUGGGAAGAUGGAGGCCCGACUGAAUGAGCAGAGCCGUCUCCUAGAGCAGGAACGCUGGAGAAUGAGUGCUGAGCAGUCCAAGGCAGAGUCCACACAGCGUUCCCUGGAGGAGCAGAGGAGGGUCAUGACUCAGCAGCUCAGCAUGGAGCGGGAGGAGCUGGAGAGGGCCAAGAAUGCUUUACUGGAAGAGCAGAAAUCAGUCAUGCACAAGUGUGCAGAGGAGGGACGGCGGCUGGCUGCAGAGUGGGCUGAUUUCUAUGCCCAACAAAAGCUAAGCAAAGAGCGGGCAGAACGUGAGGCUGAGCGUGUCCUGCAGGUGGACUCACAGAGAGAGGGUACAAUCGUCAGUCUGGCCAAGGAACAGGCAGAGUUGAAGAUCAGAGCGAAUGAGCUGCGACUUCAGGAGGAACAGUUGGCCGGCGAGCGGGAAAUUCUGGAGCGGGAACGGCAAGAACUGAGGCUGGAGAAGGAAAAGGUCAACGCAGCUGCCCUGCGCAUCAAGCUCCGAGCCCAGGAAGUUGAGAGCAUGAGCAAGGUGGCCUCUCAGAAGUAUGAGGAGGGAGAGAGGGCUCUUCUCGAGGCCCACAAGCUGCAGGCAGACCACCAGGCCCGACUCCAGGUUGUGCAGCAGCAGCAGGAACGACUCCGGCAGCAAGAGCAGCAGCUGCACCAGGAGAAUUUGAAUUUGGCUCAGCAGAGGCGGCAGCUGGAUCAUCUUCAACUGGAUCUUCCCUCUCCCGUUGUGGGGCUAAGCCCUGCAAUCCAGGUCCUAGAUUCUUCCAGCCUGAAUGCUAUCACCACUCCUGCCAUUGCCAUUCCUGGACGCAGCCAGCCUUUUGCAGGCCUGGGCCCUUCCCAUUUGCAUGCCAAACUGGUGUUGCUGAAACACAUGGCUGAGAAGGACCGGGACUUUCUGGAGGAUGAGAAAUUCUUCUUGGAGACACUGAAGAAAACUUCCUAUAGCAUGACACCCUAUACAGCCUGAGUAUCACUCUGGCCCUCGAGCAGGGAGGGUUCAGAUGCUGGAAUCUGUACCUACUGCAUUCUGCCAACUUGUCUGCCAACUCGCAUCUCAUGGCGUCAGCAAAGAUGGCACCACCUCAGACCGUGCCAGACUCCUCCCCCGUGCCUCUGAGGCACCCGUUGGACUUAGAUCCAUUUGCCUAAGCACAGCCACGUAUUCCUGAUCACCACAUUCAGUGUGCUAAGUUACCCAGGCAUAGAUAGCAUCAAAAGCAGUGAGUAGGGAAGAGUAGGGGACAGCUUUUCUACAUUACUGUGCUUCUCUGUUCCAUCUCAACACCUGACACUCCUUAUUGCUGGUCAAAGGAUCUGGCCAGCCUCCCUGCCUGCCAGAGCUUCAUACCACCUCGGGGCGAGAACAGGGUCAGUGUUUCUUGAUCACGUAAUAACACAACAAAGCAGGAUUCAGGGAGUAGAACCCUCAGUAAGUUUCCAUUUAAGGUCCUUCAGAUACCAUCUUAGUGAGCAAUAAGAGCCCUUACUCAGCUUGGGGAAGGAGGGGCUAGCACAGGGGCUCUGGAUCCUAAUGCUCUCACAGUAGCUGGAGUCUCCCAAAAUGAUUUCGGUUGUGCUCUUUAGACAGUCUUGUGACAGGGCUGGUUUUUCCCAGAGAAGCAGGAGCAGAGCCUUGUGCCCUCAGAGAAUUGAAGAGCAGCUGACAGGGCUGACACAAGGCAUCCUGCCUGAUAGGAAACAGUCCUCCCCCAAAUCUUUAGACACCUGGCCCUGGGGUAGCCUGGAGCAGGCAUGCACGGUUUCUACUGAGAUUUAAACAAACUUCCGGUUUCACCAGCCACUGUUGCACACAAGUCCAUUCGUUCUCUUUGUUCCCCAAGCCUGCUGGGCGAAUGGGCUGUCAGCUGGAGCACUCAGCCCUGCAGCUGUGUGCAGGGGGGACCAGGGAGCUAGGGAAGGAAUGCCGCCCAUUUGUGUUGCCUACCCUCGAGCCAAGGCCAUGGGGAAAAUGAAGACAGACGGCACCAGAUGUCACGGCUCCGUUCUGCUCCAGCUCUGAAGAGCAGCUAAUGGAAUCUACUGUGUCCAGGCCUCUGCCUUUUCAAUUUUCUAGCAUGUGGGAGAUGGGCCAAGACUGGCUAGGAAGAUGGCAAGGGAGAGGGAGGAUUAGGGGAUCAGUAAUUGUUCCAUGUGGAACCAAAGUCAAUUUAGCUCUUCAAAUAAAAUCACAGUUCUAAAACUGCUUCUACCAGUAA